GUACUGAUAAGUUGUUUAAUUUAAGGCUCAUGAAGGCGUGGUGGAAGAUGUUGCAUGGCAUAUGAGUCACGAACACCUGUUUGGAUCCGUUGGAGAUGAUCAGUACCUUCUUAUAUGGGAUCUGCGUUCUCCAUCUGCCAGUAAACCUAUACAGUCUUUGGUUGCUCACUCCAUGGAGGUGCGUUUGCAAGGAACUGAAUUUUAAGAGCAGAGAAGGUUCUCCAAUAACAGAGGUAGAGCCAUACAUACCUUUUAACAUUAACCCAGCAGGGAUGCAGCCUGUUCUUACAACCACUUACCUCUUGGCAUUUCGCAGCAUUCUUGCAAGCAUUGUGGGUUCACCGUUCUUGUUACACGUGAAGGAGAUAUUAAACCCUGAAAGCACAGUUGGGGCACCGCCAUGGGUUUACUACUCAGUCUAUGCGUUUUUGUGUUUCUCUUCAACAUCUUUGACAUUGUGAGUGUUACUCUUUUUUUUUCUCAGUCUGAGCUUCAAUCUUCUAUGAAAAUUAAACAUGAUUAGUUAUGCAUGUUUGUGUCACAAGAUGGUUUUGGUUUUGUAUGUUUGUGACACGAGAUGGGAUUGUAUAUGCAAGUCACACGAAUUUUAUUCAAGUCACAAGUUGGUUUUGAGUCUUCUCUCUUACUCUAUAUAAACUUAU
Messenger RNA from Brassica napus (rape), 662 nucleotides. RefSeq names its product preprotein translocase subunit SCY2, chloroplastic-like. Lineage: Eukaryota; Viridiplantae; Streptophyta; Magnoliopsida; Brassicales; Brassicaceae. The record is from RefSeq and is a predicted model, not a curated record. The transcript is spliced from 2 exons. Bases 96 to 461 code for a protein of 121 amino acids.